CUUCGAUAAGUUACUAUGUCACAUGAAAUAUGUUCAGUUAUUAAGGUUUCACUGUCGCUAAUAACCUAAUUAACUACAAAUCAUUGUAUUGGUGGCCAGUCAACACAAAGCAUUAAGCAAUUUCAUGCAAUAGAGAUUGGAAGAAAAGAAUUAUGAAUCAAUCCAUCAAGUAUAGAAAAUAGCUACAUCCUAUGGUGUUUCCCCCAUAAAUUGGGGUUUAGUUCAUGAUGAAACUAAGAUAAAACAAUAUGGUUUUGAUCACCAUGUUCCAAAUCAACAAUAAACAAAUAAUUCGUACUAGAAAAUCCAACCAAAUCACUUGUUCUUGAUGAAAUCAGCUCACACUGCCCUGAAGAAGUCGAUUGUCGAUGCUGCUCUUGCCAAUCACCAAAAGCCAAUCACCUGUUGUCGCGCGGCACUGUGCUCCAAUCGGCCUCUAUUACCCAGCUGCUCUCUCUCCUUUUUCUUCCGUCCCCAGCUCUCCCCCAAUCCAAUUAAUUCCUGGUCCAACUUAUUCCCUGCCGCCCGAACAAGAUGCUUGGGCCGGAAUUCCCUAUCACUAAAAGACAAUGGACUUGGUCCAAGAAAAUCAAAAGAAUGCCCCUCCAAAAGCUUCCCUCUCUAACCCUUCUCGUUCUUUUCCCCCAGAGAAAUUCCCUCCAGUUAAUGUCCUCUUCAAGGCCGCCAGCUCCCCCAGUAAUAGGCCCGGCCGAGAAAAUAAUCCCCCUCUUGGUCUCGUUUCCAAUUUGCCUCCAUGUCAAGGGACUCCGGGCCAUAAUGUCCCAGCCCAGUCGAGUCACUUCCGGUCCACUGUUCCUCCUAGCCCAAGUGAAUAUUCCACCAGUGAUUCGAGCCCGUUUGAUUGCUUGUGCAAUUUCUUCUUUUUCGUGUUUUGUCCACCUGUAACAUAUCAAACUCAUGGCACUAGGCAGUAAUGGUUUUUCAACCACUUCUGGAUCAACGAGCCCUAAAAUAACACCAAUCGGCUUAAACAGAUCAUAGGAUAGUCACAUAAAGUUUAAGAAUCCGAUAUAUUAAUGCCGAUUAUCAUUAACCAUCAUUUACCAACCGUUUGAUUCUUUCUCUUUUCUCCUAAUUUAAAAUUAACGAUCAAUAUUGAACUGGACGUAGUUUUGCAAACUAAAACCCUAAUCACUUGGAUUUGCUACCCUUUCCAUAUGCGAUGUACAUAUUUCCCUUCUCACUCAACCUAACCCUAUACUCUCCAGCUCCCUCAUCUGCCUCUCUAUCUUCCUACCACACCUCCCUCUCUCCCAACCUCUGUUAGCUUGGUGAUGGGUUUUCUACAACCCCGUAUGGGUGUUGUCAAUCGGUUAUACAAAUUUUCUAACUAUCCCAUUUUGAGUCAAGUAUAACUCAGAAUGACAUUGCUAGUACAAUGGUUACCAAGGUCGUAUUCGACGGGUUUUGAUACCCUAAGUUACUUCUCACUUUGUUGUUAUCUAGUUAACCGGUUUAGGUUUUAGAUUGAAUGUUGAUUGGAAGAUACUGAUGGAAAAAGCUAAGAUAAAUGCAAGGUACUUCGGGGUUCCACCCUUGCCCUAAACUAGAUUCAUCAUGCAAAUGACUAACUCUGUCAGGUUUGUAGGAUAGGAUGCGAAACUGUCUAAUAUGGGGAUUUCGACAACUACUCUCCCUCCUCCUAACAAGGCCCACAAAGACCCAAUGUUACCUCAGUCUAAGUUUAUGUGUUAGGGUUGCUUCCAUAGUUCCUCUCAAUAGGUUCAACCUAUUGUACAUACUAGAGACGGGCUUAGAUCAGAACGUGUGCAACUUCUCUAGCGUUGUUUUAGGAAGGAAUUCCUAUAGCAGGGGUUUGGUCUCCAUGUCCACUAAGAAAUCCUAAUAUCAUUUAUCUAUCCUUAGUCUGCUAGUUGACGCUACCCAGUCUAGCCCUAAAAAUCCCACCUAAUGUUUAUUUGGUUGUAGGCUAGUAUGGAAGACUUGGACGACUUAUCCAAACAUAAUAAAGCACAAAUGACACCCCCUAUUAAUUAUAGUUAUUUUGGGUAGUAAAUUUCUCUUGCAUUUAAUAUUUUUUGGUAAUUGAAAACUCAUUAAUUACAUUCUUUUUUCAACUACCAAUACGCUGAUACAACUACCAUUGCACCUGUACACUGAUACCAUUGCACUAAUUAUUUAGUGCAACAUAACUUUAUUACCUUAAAAGCCUAUAAUUAAUAGGGGUUGUCAUUUUUCCAACCCCUUUAGGGGUAGUCAUGUUAUCUCAUCUCCAAACAUAUCCAUUCAAAAACCCUAACAUAAUUACUUGUACAUUCAAAACCAAAAUAUAGGGUUUGGGGUUGUCAUUUUUCCAACCCCUUUAGGGGUAGUUGACAAGCUAGAACACAACACCAAACUACGACCAGGUAUAAUCGAUUUUGAAAUGCAGAAUAAUGGGUAAGUUUAAUUUAUCAACCCGGGGUCAAGAUCUACGGCCUACUUCGUGAACUUCUAUUAUCUAGUGAGACUAAGGGAGUGAAGUUGAAUUCAAAACAAAACAGAAAGAAAGCAGUAAAUUGUCCGAUUUUCUGAAGCAAGAGAAGAGUCACUCGGGAAUGAGACCCCCUAGCUCUUUAGUUAGGUCCAAAUUGUAAUUUCCUUUGGUUGAUUCAUUGUUGAUUAAACUGCAGAAUCCGACCGCAGCUUGGAAUAUCUUAAGUUGACCAAGCCUUCUCAGACAGACUAACCGGCAGACGACUAGACUUCACCGGGAUAGAAUGCUAAGGCCACGAACACAUAACUCCACUACUGGAAACAAAUUCCAUUACAAAGCAGUGAAUUGACUGACUCUCUUACAAUCAAUUCACUCCUAUCGAUUGAAGAAACUCUAACAACCUAUUCAGAUGCUAUCUAUCACAGGUUGAAGCAGAAAUCAAGAGAAGUUGAACAAGAUUCAAUUGACUAAAUAAACACACUUCAAUCGAUUAAAAUCAACCAAUAUAUCAACCCAAAAGUUAUUUUUUUCAAGAUCCCUAACACAUUGAACUAGAGUUCUUCAUACCCAAGUGAAAGAAAAGUCUACUCCAUAGAGAGAGAGGAAAAUAGAAAUCAAAACAAUCAUACUCAUAAAGAUGGGAAAAAUCUGCUCUGGAUGUCAAUCUUCACUCCUGGGGACGCAAUCUGGGCUUCAAUGGUGAUAAAUCCACUCCAAAUAGCUCCUAGAGUUUGUUCUUCUCACUUUCUCUCUCUAGAACUCUAUUUUUGCUCCAAAAAGUCAAAUCCCCUUCCUUUGCAUCGAAUCUGCCUCUUUUAACCCGAUUCUGGGUGAAAUACGGGCAGGAAUACAGUCGUAAUUCAAUUCUGCCCGUAUUUUGCCCAAAACGCACGUUUUACUUAAGUUGAUGAGAGAAAGAAUACGACCGUAAUUAGUGAAACACUGCCCAUAAUGUGUGAAUUACGACUGUAUUCCUUCUUCUCUUGCCCGUAUUUUGUACUUCCUCAGAAAUCUUCAAGGGCUUGGCUCGGCGGUAAAAAUAUGGGCUAGACCAAUGGCAAAUACGACCGUAAUUUGGGGCAUGAUGGCCGUAUUUUGAACUUGAGCACUCUCCAGGUUCGACAGUAAAAAUAUCGGCAGGCAUCACUAGAAGCACAAUCGUAAUUCUGCAGGGGACAACAAUAUUUUGCUCCCAGAAUCGCCAAAUGAUCUCCAAACGACCGAAACUUGAACCAUUGCCUCCCUUUACCUGCUAGGACCUGAAAUGUGAAAAAAUAGUACAACCUAACAUAAAAUAGGCUAAUGAACCACAAAUUCAAGCUAAAACGGUCAGGAAACCAAAGUGCAAACAGGUGCAAAUACGAGGCUAUCAAAUUCCCCCACGCUAAAGUGAACCAAGUCAGAUAAAAGGCAAGCUCAAAACAUUUUAAUCAUGCAAACUUUGGGGACAUAUCAUAUAGGCACAAAACAUGUGAAUCAUACUGGCUUUUAGACAUCAACACAUGAACAACCUCAACGACAACCUAGACAACCACCACAGAUGACAUUCGAGUGCAGCAAAAUCGAAUAAAGGAAGAGUCUCACUUCUGUUCACCAACCAACAUAGAUUUGACUCAACUACUUACUCAAGACAAUCACCUCAUUAAUAAUAUUCAAGACCUCAG
Molecule: messenger RNA, 4122 nt
Organism: Linum trigynum
Lineage: Eukaryota; Viridiplantae; Streptophyta; Magnoliopsida; Malpighiales; Linaceae
Source: the annotation of a GenBank genome assembly